UGUUCCACUCAAAGAGGCUGAGACGAAGAUCAUUCACCGGGAUGUGUAAGGCUUGGAAAGCAGCAAUCUUCACAUCUAGCACCACCGCUCCACUUUCACUUCUCGCCUCCGGUUCGCGUUUAAAUACCGCUACACGUUCGUCCAUUUUUCCACACCGGCCGCCUUCUCCAGGCAUGGCAGACGGCCUUGUAGCAUCAUGGAAGUGCGACAUUACACCCUUGACUUCAAGCUCUCUGCACCAGCUGACCAUUCUGCAACAGUUCGUGGCCUGCAGUCUAUAUUUCAAGAGCAGGAAAUGACAGAAACUGUCCAUGACACAGAAGGGCAUGGAUACUUAGCCACAUUUAUUGGCAAGAAUGGCAGACUUGCUAUCCUGAGACUGCACUCGCACGGUCUGGUGACAUUCGACCUGCAAUGUAGUGAACGAGAUGACUUAGCACAAGUGGACAAUCUACUGGAUGCACUGGAGAAGAAACUGAAGAGUCUGCUACAUGGAACUCUCCAAAGGGUAAAGAGGCUCCCAGCGCUGCGGCGUGGGGGAGAAGUGGACAGGUACUGGCCGACAGCUGACGGCAGGCUCAUAGAGUACGAUAUUGAUGAAGUCUUGUUUGAUAAAGACUCUGCUUACCAGAACAUCAAAAUCCUGCACUCACACCAGUUUGGCAAUAUCCUCAUCCUCAACGGGGACGUUAAUUUAGCAGAAAGUGAUUUGCCCUACACACAGGCCAUCAUGGGCAAUGGCCGAGAGCACUAUGCUGGGAAGGAGAUUCUGAUCCUGGGUGGAGGAGACGGAGGCAUCCUUUUUGAGGCGGUCAAGCUCAAACCAAAGAUGAUCACCAUGGUGGAAAUAGACCAGAUGGUGAUUGACGCAUGCAGCAAGCAUAUGAGAAAAACCUGUGGGAAUGUUCUUGAUAACUUGAAAGGGGAUUGUUAUGAAGUUUUGGUAGAGGACUGUGUUCCGAUACUUAAAAAGUUUGUUGAAGAGGGAAGGACAUUUGAUUAUGUCAUCAAUGAUCUAACUGCAAUCCCCAUUUCCACAGCACCUGAGGAGGAAUCAACGUGGGAAUUCCUAAGGCUCAUUCUUGAUCUAUCAAUCAAAGUUCUACGGCCUAGCGGCAAGUACUUCUCCCAGGGUAACUGUGUGAAUCUCACUGAGGCACUUAGCGAGUAUGAGGGGUUGCUAAGAAAGCUUUCAAGCAAGGUGGAUUUCUCCAAAGAAGUGGUAUGUGUUCCCUCCUACCUAGAGCUGUGGAUGUUCUACACCAUUUGGAAGAAGUAAUUAUAUUCUGCUUGCUGAAGCCUCACCCUUCGAUGCACUGAGGGCAGACAUGCACACAUUUCUCCAUGCACUGUUUUACUGCCUCUCUGUGCACUCCUUUUUUUUUUUUUUAGAUGCCAGUUUUUAAUUUGAUUCCUGAAAAUCACACGAUGAUUGUAUGUAUUUUUUAGUUUGGUAGAUGGUUUAUUGUGCGGUUUGUUCUGUCUUGACCCUCUAGUAAGCACUAUAGUGCUGUGUGUGUGUGUGUGUGUGUGUGUGUGUGUGUGUGUGUGUGUGUGUGUGUGUGUGGAAGAUGAGAUGCUAAAGCUGACACUGAAGCCUGGAGGGUAAUUAAGGAUGUUUUCCACCUCUGAGUGCAGCGAACAAUCAGACAACCGCUUGUUUGCAUUCUGGUUUUGUGAUAAAUUAUGCUUUUUAUUGUAACUUCACUGAUUUGACGGUGUUUAUUUUCUUUUUUUCCUUCUUCCUUUUGUUAUUGAGCUUUGAGAGUGAGUUGACUCACUGGAAAGUUAAUAGCAGUGCUGAUGCUGAGGGUGCUCCAGGAUGAUCCUUUAAGUUCGAUUAUAUGUUUUAAAAGGGAAAAACUGUUCUCUAGCGGCAAAGUUCAUUCUAGAUUUCUUUUGCUGUACUGUGAAUGUUGUUUUUUUUAAGCGCCUUUUAUUCUCUAAGUAUGUUUGGCACAUGUGCUUAAAGGAAAGAGGCUUUUAUGUAUGUAUGAAUGUAGUUUCUGCAUAUUUACGUUCAUGUUUCAUAUUAAGGUGCUUCAUUGACCUUAUUUAUUUGACUUUAUUUCAGCAAAUACACAGUAAUCUUCCUCUGAAAAUACAUUGAGGUCAUCAGAGUGAUAAAAAUCUAUUAAAGAAACUUGGAGAGAAA
Molecule: messenger RNA, 2155 nt
Organism: Silurus meridionalis
Lineage: Eukaryota; Metazoa; Chordata; Actinopteri; Siluriformes; Siluridae
Gene: sms
Product: spermine synthase
Exons: 12
Coding region: 197-1279 (360 amino acids)
Biological process (GO): spermine biosynthetic process
Molecular function (GO): spermine synthase activity
Source: RefSeq, a predicted model, not a curated record